Plasmodium gallinaceum is the source of this 324-nucleotide messenger RNA. RefSeq names its product conserved Plasmodium protein, unknown function. The record is from RefSeq and is a predicted model, not a curated record. NCBI's taxonomy places the organism in Eukaryota, Apicomplexa, Aconoidasida, Haemosporida, Plasmodiidae. The transcript is spliced from 4 exons. The coding region runs from base 1 to 324 and encodes 107 amino acids.
AUGAAAAAAAUAUUUCAAAUUAGUAAGAGAUUUAUUUAUUGGCCACCAAAAAAUAAGAUAAGGACAUUAAAAUUUCCUUCUGGUAAAAAAUGUUUCAUAUUUGUGGGUAAAAGUGAUGAGGAUGGAAAAGAUGAACCAGUAUUAUGUUUUGUUGACAACCAGAAUCAUAAAUUGACAUGGAUGAAUGAAGAAGAAGUUUUAAAUUUUGAAAAACUGAUGCCUAGACUCGAUAGUUACUUUUCAUUAUAUUUAGAAAAAGCAAAAAAAGUUAAAGAACAAAAUUUGUUAUUAAAUGAAGAGUUAAACAAAUCUUUUCAUGAAUAA